AUGGCAACCCGGUUCGAAUCUUUUCGCAAUCGCGUGUCAUCCGUUUUUGCUGGAAAGCCAGCGUCUACAAGGCAAGAUGGGGACCAGUUAUCCGUGAAUUCGCGAGGCCGCAGAUUAGGAUUUCGCUUAUUCCCCCCAAAACGCUCGGAGGGAAGCCAAUUGCCUUCACACACCGACCAUGGGCCAUCACCACCAGCAGAAGCUAUCGACGCCUACAUAAUAUCUUCAACGAACACAACUCCAACGAGUCAGGGAAGUGGAGAAGCACAGGAGCCACUUCCCCAAAAUUCACCGUCCAGCCAUGGAGACUCGUCUAUGCCAUCCAAUGGUAGAUGGCGAUAUCCUAUUGCAUGGGUGAGGCCAUCCCGCAAGACGAGACGGAAUACCGUAAGAAGCCGAUUUAGAUUGGGCCCGGGGUUUAAAACGAGGGAAGCGAAGAGAAAAAUGAUCAGUUGCGGUAUAUCCGGCUCAAUUCUUGCAAUCGUGCUAGCAGUAUACAUGACGCUUGCAUUGACGACAUCGAUAAAAGGACGCGAAUUUCACAUAUUUCUUAUUCUCAUUUUGAUGAUUCUUACGAUAUACUUUUGCCACUCUUUCGUGCGCCUUUUCAUGGUUGCUUCCAAUUGUCCUUCGGAUGAGGGACCUUACGACGGUCGGCGAGUAAGAUUUGCGGAGAUAGACCGGCCGAUUCAUGUAAGAUUUGCCAGGGACGAAGAAAUCGCCGCCAGCGACACGGAAGAUGAUGGCCAGAAUUCCCCAAUUGCUUCCCCGCCUCCUGCAUACGGUCUGUGGAGAGGCAGUAUGAGAAUAAACCCCAACUUGAUCUACUGGCAACGAGUGGAGGAAAGUGGUUCCGAAGGACAGAGUUCCUCUCAGACUGCAGAGCCACGGCCUUCAACAGCGAAUCGGCCACCCAGUUAUGUCUCCGAAGAUGGAGUUCGGUAUGUUGUUGAUGUACAACCGCGGUCGUUACAACAACCAUCCUGCAUACAACCGACGGAGCCAUCCCCGAUACAUCCCGCCGAGCGGAAUUAUGCUUAAAGAACCUAAGGACUUCCAAUCAUUGAAUCCCCCUCCCUUUUUUUUUUUUUUUUUUAAUAUUUUAACCCCGUCAUCAGGGACCGGCUGGUCUGAACUGAAGCUUUUUGUCCCCUUUUUUCUUUUUGAACUUCAGGCGAACAGGGAGCGAGUCUUCCUUUGAUUUGACGGAGCUUGGUCUGGGAUUACCUUUGUUCCUUUAUAUUGUCCUAUAUUCUAUUUUUAAAAUAUAGACUGCAUCGAAUCAUGCAGGUCAUUAUGUACAUAUAUCCCACGGAAUUGUUGGCGCCGUUGACGCGAAAA
Messenger RNA from Coccidioides immitis RS, 1341 nucleotides. RefSeq lists its product as uncharacterized. Lineage: Eukaryota; Fungi; Ascomycota; Eurotiomycetes; Onygenales; Onygenaceae. The coding region runs from base 1 to 1041 and encodes 346 amino acids. The transcript has 3 exons. The record is from RefSeq and is a predicted model, not a curated record.